Ananas comosus (pineapple) is the source of this 2446-nucleotide messenger RNA. RefSeq lists its product as uncharacterized. The transcript has 13 exons. The record is from RefSeq and is a predicted model, not a curated record. Lineage: Eukaryota; Viridiplantae; Streptophyta; Magnoliopsida; Poales; Bromeliaceae. Bases 77 to 2044 code for a protein of 655 amino acids.
UCCUCCAGCCGCCACUUUUCCAGUCCCACCUAUUCCCCGACCCCGAGAGCUCGAUCUCGGCUAGGGUUAGGGUUUCAUGGACUCCCUCUCCCCGAUCUCCCCUACCUUUCUCUCCGAUGACGACCACGACGCCUUCCUCGGCUUCGUUGAGUACGCUAGGUCCUCUCUCUCCUCCUCCUCUGCUGCCAAUGGCGAUGACAACGGCGGCGAUGGAGAUCCACCCCCAUGGAGUUGGGUUGUGUCUCGGAUCCUCAAAACCUGCGUCGCUUACUCCAGCGGCGUCACCGCCGCCAUCCUCCUCUCCGAUCUCUUCCAGGCUUGGAACGAGCAGCGGAAGUAUCUGACCUCAAAAAAGAAGCUUGAAUUGGUGAAUCAGUUGAAGACAAGGCGGGCGAGAAUGAGGCUUCCGAAUACGGUCACCAUAGAUUCCAUUUACGAGAAACAUUUUCUCUCCCCGAGUAGUGUUCUCGAAGCUGUUAUCGUUGACACCUUUCUUCUUGCAGGUACAAACAUAUACAUUCUCAGCUUGGGAGACUUGUGGAGCUCAUGUGCCAUUGAUCUGUAUCUUCAUCGGAGAUUCUAUGAGUAUGUGGGAAAAGAAGGUAUACUGAGGAAAGGCCGGCAGAUCUUACUCACAGGAUGUUGCCUUCGUACUGCUGUGCAAGGCUCUGGCCAUCCUCGCCUUUUGCCAACAGAGUAUCUGGUAAUCUUAUUAGAUGAGGAUAAAGAUGAAGAUGCUAUGUUGCUUGGUGCACAGUUCUGCACGUAUUCUUUCUCAUCAAUAUCAGCUGAUAAUAUCAAACAUGGUGCUUCAUUUUCAUUUUAUGCGAGGAUAGAGUCAAUUGAAACUCUGGAACCUUUUGGUUGUACUCAGAGAAAACAGAUUAUUUUAGUUGAUAAUGAGGAUGUUAAAAUCAAGUUUCUUUUAUGGGGCGAGCAGGUUCUCCUUGCCAAUCUUUUUAGUGUGGGAAGCAUGCUUGCAUUGGAUAGACCUUUCGUUGCAAAUGUUGUCAACAAGAAUCACGAAGCAUCUCAGGAAUUGUGUCUUGAAUAUGGUAGUGCAACACAGAUUUAUCUAGUGCCAGUUAUUCAACACGAAGAACAAGUGCUUCUAACAUCUACACAAAUGAAGAGUCAAGGGUUAAGACUGUCCGGCAUAUCUAAUGAGAAUCAAGGGCUAAAGGCUUCGCAAGUAUCAUUGCAAUGUGAUUCGCGUGGCUCGAUUGAUUUCAGUAAAUAUCCAUUUCGAUCAUAUGCAAUGGAUCUUAACGACAAAAUGACGGGAAUCAGUAUAUAUGGCACCAUAAUGGACAUUUCAAGAGAAAAGAACACUUCAGAGGCUGUUUUUUGUUUGGCAAUUGAAGAUAUAACAGGAGUAAUUGUGGUGAAGCUACACUUUAUUGGAUUUUGGUCAUUAGGAAGAGUAGGGAUUGGCCACACAGUAUACAUCUCAGGAUUGACAUGUUCCAUGACAUUACAAAAGAUGCUUGAGGUUUCGUGGUUCGAGAAGGAACCUGGGACUUAUUUUGUUAAUCUAAGCUGCUUGCCGGCUUUACUGAAUUCAUCCUGCCUUCAUAAAUUAUCCCUCUUAUCUGAUAUCUCCAAUUGGAUAAACAACACGCAUAUAUGCUGUGUUCACCUCGACAAAAUAGAGCACAACAACAUACAAGCUCUCCCAUGCCACAAUCGCUGUGGCUGCUUUGUGAAGGAGAGAUCAGAUGGAUCGGUUUGGUGCAGCUUUUGUCAGUGUAACUGUGAGACUGGGCGUACAUAUAGCUUUCUAUUGCAUAUCACCCUUGCAGAUGAAAGUGGGAAGGUUCUCGCAUGGUGCGUGGGACCUACGGCUGCAGAGUUGCUGCAGAUAUCCCCUGAUGAAUUUCUGAUGCUUCCUGAGGAUGAACGAGCCAUGUAUCUUUACACCCUUCAGAAUGAAGAAUUUAUGGUAGCUAUCGUAAAGGGCAAGAAACGCGGCGAUGAAUUUCUCUUAUUGAGCCAAGAACAUUUCCCAGAAUGGGAGAUCACACGGGCUCAAAAAUGUGAAUGAGAUCUUCGCGGAAAGACAAUAAAGUGAUCUUCCAUGAAGCAAAAAGAACAAACUGUCACAUUCUACAGAAACAUCAGUUUGAGUUGUGAAGGUACGUCUCGUGGUGUGUUAAGAAUGACAACUUCAGGUUAUAAGAUACCUAAAUUAUAGGUAGAAAUAUAUGGAGACCUCCCUCAACUAUAGAUCACUUGGAAUUAGGCCUCUAAUUUUAUCUUUUUUGAUGGAAAACUCCCCCUUUGAUUUAUUUUUCUGAUUCAAAAUAUUCUAGCUGAAUUGGGGAUUCUGUCAAAUUUAAUGAAUAUUCCACUAUAAUUAGCAGCUUAGCCUGCUUUAUGGAACUGUGGAUUCUAUUUACCGCUACAAUCAUCACCUAAAGCUUUAUGGAACUGUGGAUUCUAUUUA